Messenger RNA from Hippocampus comes (tiger tail seahorse), 1742 nucleotides. RefSeq names its product hexosaminidase d (gene hexd). The transcript has 12 exons. The coding region runs from base 217 to 1659 and encodes 480 amino acids. NCBI's taxonomy places the organism in Eukaryota, Metazoa, Chordata, Actinopteri, Syngnathiformes, Syngnathidae. Gene Ontology annotation, biological process: carbohydrate metabolic process. The record is from RefSeq and is a predicted model, not a curated record. Gene Ontology annotation, molecular function: hexosaminidase activity.
GCCCCGGAUGAAAUGGACGUCACAGAUUUAUGCGGAUAUGUUGCAACUCAAUACAGUUUAUAGUUCUUUAUCGGAUAUGCUGUGCGUAACAGUAAAACUUGACAUACUUAUCCUUGCUUUCGUGCGUACUACGGAGCUUCAAGGUGAUUUGUCCAGACUAGCAUACUUUAGUAAUCGCUCUGAUACAGCAGUACCAACAUUGCUGCACGAAUCAGCAUGAAUAAUCCACCAUGGCCGAACGGGAAGAAAGUUGUUCACUUGGAUCUGAAAGGUGCCCCUCCGAAAGUGGAAUACAUUUUCCAGUUGAUAGAAUGCUUCUCUCGGCUUGGUGCCGAUGGCCUGCUCGUGGAAUAUGAGGAUAUGUUUCCAUAUGAGGGAGAGCUGAAGCUACUGCAGGCCACAUCACAACCUGCAUACAGCCGUGAUCAGAUAUUAGCCAUACAGAAAGUUGCGAAAUCUAAGGGCAUGGAGAUCAUACCACUUGUGCAGACCUUUGGCCAUUUGGAGUUUGUGUUGAAGCAUCGGCCCAUGUGGAGCCUGAGAGAAGUGUCAAACUGCGUUGGCACCCUCAAUCCCCAUAAGGAAGAAGGAUUUAAGCUUGUGAUGGAGAUGCUGAGGCAGGUGGUGGAGCUGCAUCCCGGUCUAAACGCACUACAUAUCGGCGCGGACGAGGUGUACAUGUUGGGUGAGGGGGAGCUGUCAAAACUAUGGUUGGCUUCAUCUGGACGCACCGUGGAACAACUUUUCUUAAGUCACGUUGCAUCCAUUGUAAAAUACAUCAAGAAAGAAUGGCCUCAUAUGACCAUCAUCAUGUGGGAUGAUAUGAUGAGGGGUAUGAGUCAGGACACGUUGAAAGCUAGUGGUAUUGUCGGAUUCGUCCAACCAAUGCUGUGGGAUUACACCCCAAAUCUGGAUGUGGACAAAACGGUAUCGUUGCUGGAGAAGUACUACAGUGCUGGUAUGCAAGACAUGUGGGCGGCCAGUUCCUUUAAAGGUUCCACCAGUGUUUACACCAACGUACCCAGCACACAGAGACAUGUCGAUAACCAUUUGCAAUGGUUAAAAGUGGUUGGAUCUGUGUCCCCCGUCUUAAACAUGAGGGGUAUUGCCAUCACAGGCUGGCAAAGGUAUGACCACCUCUCGGUGUUGUGUGAGCUCAUGCCUGUGGGUCUUCCGUCACUCGCGGCAUGUCUCCAAACACUCAUCCAUGGCCAGUUUAGUCCCGAGGCUAAAAACAAAGCGUCUGAAAUGUUGGGUGUCUCCUCCGUGGAGGUAGAGACCAUGGGAAGUACAUUGGAUGAUGCCACCCUGUUCCCGGGAAGGAGACUAGCAGAGUCGAUUGUGGAACUGGAUUCGAUUCUAUGCAAUGAGGAUAUAAGGUCUUUCGAAAAAAAUAUAUACGUACGCGGCUGGUUCAGUCCCUACCACAGAUCAAGAAGGAUGGCAAACCCUUUUAUCACCGGGCAGAUUCAGAGUCAAGCAUCCAUGUAUUUGGCUCUGUUACAACAGAAGGCGGAUGUUGUAAGAGAGGAGAUGUGUCAUCUUUAUCCAGAUUCAACAGCUCAAGAAUGGAUAGAUGAACACGUUAGCCCAGUGACGGCCCCGCUUUGGAGGAUUCUAGAUGAAAUCGCCGCAUGCGCAACGGAGAUAGUUCCAUAAAAUUAUUUUCUGUCCGAUGGCUGUUUUUUUUUUUUUUUUUUUGUACAUGAUGUCCAUUUUAAUAAAGACAAUAUACAAGCACA